Molecule: messenger RNA, 561 nt
Organism: Zopfia rhizophila CBS 207.26
Lineage: Eukaryota; Fungi; Ascomycota; Dothideomycetes; Zopfiaceae
Source: the annotation of a GenBank genome assembly
CCAGCCACCCAGUUGGGCCACCCCUAAAAUUGCCUUUUUCCUACACACGCGUUCGAACAUUCGCCUCUACAUUUUCACAAUUUUCACACUAGCCAUGACUCUCCCUAGUUCAAACGAUGCGCAAUUACCUCAAGAAGCUCGCAUCCAGCUUUCAAUCGACGCAGUUCAUCAAAAAUCGAUCCCUUCCCUCUACCAAGCCUCCAAAACGUUCAACGUACCAUAUUCGACCCUCAAAGCGCGUAACGCAGGCAGACGCUUGGCCAACGAAUUCCAACAAUCUCAGCAACCUCUAUCUACACAAGAGGAAGCAUUAGUAAAGCGAUGUAUACUUCAGAUGGCAGCCUAGGGCUGGCCAAUCUCAAUAUAACACCUGGGAGGCCUUGUAAUGGAUCUGCUUCGAAAACAAAGUGAUAAAGAACCUCUAGGCCACAAUUGGUACAAGAACUAUCUUGUCAGACAUCCUAAGAUUAAGCUAAAGUUCGCUUGCUGUCAUAAUCAGUUGCGGAAAGACGCUGCAGAUUACAAAUUGUUAAAGAAGUGGUUUAUCUUGUAUAACGAGAU